AUGGAGAUUGCUGCGUUUCUCCUCUUUUUUGCAGUGUUGUUGGUACACUGUUUAAAGGCUAGCUCAGCUACGGCAGUAGAGACCAACAUCACCACAGACCAAUCAGCGCUUCUUGCCCUCAAACACCAUAUAGAUGGCCCUUACAAAAGGUUGGCAAGCAAUUGGUCUACCUCUACCUCUGUUUGCCAUUGGAUUGGGAUCACUUGUGGUGAGAGAUACCAUAGAGUCAUUGCCUUGAAUCUUUCUCAUAUGGGUCUUUCAGGAACCAUUGCUCCACAAGUGGGAAACCUAACAUUCUCGUCUCAUUUAUCCUUCAGAAACAACAAUUUUCAUGGUUCUCUUCCAAACGAGUUGGCUGCUUUACGUCGGUUGGAAAUUGUCAGCUUUGGAUUGAACAACUUUUCGGGAGUGUUACCAUCAUGGCUUGGGUUUUUACCCAAACUUCAAGAGUUGUAUGCUUAUACAAACAGUUUUGAAGGUACCAUUCCAGCAUCUCUAGGCAACUUAUCGUCACUGCAAAUACUUCAUCUCAGCGAAAACAAGCUUUCAGCAACCUCUUUUAAAAGCCCUCUCUGUGGGCAUAAAGGGGAAUUGGUGGGCUCAUUGAAAGGAGAGGGAUUAUUUGUGGGAAACAAGCUGGGUGAAAAUUGGGACUCAGAUGCCAACAAUGGAGAGCCUAAAAUCGGGGCCUUGACCAUUACAUUUUUACCCUUCACAGAAGAUCCUUGGGAAUCACGGGAGUGCAUAGUUGAGGAGGGCGUUGGGCUCAAGGUGUUGUUGGAGCUUGUGUGA
Messenger RNA from Quercus robur (English oak), 792 nucleotides. Its product is annotated as LRR receptor-like serine/threonine-protein kinase EFR. Gene Ontology annotation, molecular function: protein binding. Lineage: Eukaryota; Viridiplantae; Streptophyta; Magnoliopsida; Fagales; Fagaceae. The transcript has 2 exons. The coding region runs from base 1 to 792 and encodes 263 amino acids. The record is from RefSeq and is a predicted model, not a curated record.